Messenger RNA from Aspergillus caelatus, 1195 nucleotides. RefSeq names its product ornithine decarboxylase antizyme. Gene Ontology annotation, biological process: positive regulation of protein catabolic process. The transcript is spliced from 4 exons. Bases 288 to 956 code for a protein of 222 amino acids. NCBI's taxonomy places the organism in Eukaryota, Fungi, Ascomycota, Eurotiomycetes, Eurotiales, Aspergillaceae. Gene Ontology annotation, cellular component: nucleus; cytoplasm. The record is from RefSeq and is a predicted model, not a curated record. Gene Ontology annotation, molecular function: ornithine decarboxylase inhibitor activity.
GGUACGGACCAAAGAACCCCUUCCAUUGCCUUCGGCAUCGGUCAACAGACUACAGAUAAUCUAUCCACCAGUAACCUAAUCCUUUACUACUGCAUCUUAGCUAUACCUGGACCAUAACUGCUUUACGUGCCAAUCGGCCCCUUUCUAGGCGACUACCACAAUCAUGGCCAAGUUUUCGAAUAGCAACAGUAAUAGCUACAAUCAGUUACAGCGAUUUCCCAACAAAGCUCUCCAGACUUCUGCGCUUGCAAGCUGCUACAGCGUCAACACGUCAGCAUCGAGAGUUAAUGGUUUCCAUUACUACACUACGACCGGGGCCGGAGCCCAGUGGUAUCCCUGAGGUCCCCUCAGGGUCGAAAACCUUGUCUCCAAGUCCCCCCCCUGAUCUCUCGACCCAUUCGGGAAUGGAGAACAGUUAUUCGGGUAAUAUUAUACCCGAAAACAAAGGGGAGGCAGCGCAUACUAUCCCGGAAGAGUGUGAGAGGCUCUUCUGCGACACAUUGUCUGUGAUUUUCCUUGGUGAGGGGAUUCUCUCUGGACAAGAGUCGCUUGGGGCAGGUGCGUAUCAAGUUCAACCGAAUAAUUCAUGUUACGAGCAUAGCCGAAUUCACGAGUGGGUUGAGGUGCUGGACUAUACAAGUGAUUGUAUAUACCGAGGAUUCGUGACCAGUUCAAAUGACGAGCGUGCCCUAUUCAUAUUCUUCAGUGAAUGUGCUCUGGGCCAAGGCCUUAAGACCGGAUUAAUUGCCCUUUUUGAGCUAGCAAGUCUCCCUUUUUUUGGGUGCUCUCAGAUUGUUGCAUGCAUUCCGCGUUCGCAAGGUGCAGCAGAGCUUGAAGUUGUGAGGAAUUUGGGAUGGUGUGGAUUUAACUUGACAACACUGCAACCGUGGAGCACUGGAGAUUGUACCGAAAUGUCGCUUAGUGCUAGAUGGCUUUUUUUGGGUGCUGAAGUAUAGCAGUGCGGCGGUCACUUUAUACCAAGUUGAAACAGUACAUUGUAUGUCGUCAGAUGAGUGGUAAUGGUGGAAGGCUUGCCUUCUGCGCUCAUAGUGGAUUUAACACUAAUGUACCCGGGCUGGCUACUUACUACUUGCAGUGGGGCACAAUAUAAUGGAUUCAAACGUUAUUGGUGAUCUCUAUGAGAGUAAACUCCGUACCCCAGAGCGGAAGGUACUCCCUUCAAGGGCGGUAUGGU